Messenger RNA from Phytophthora sojae, 267 nucleotides. RefSeq lists its product as hypothetical. The record is from RefSeq and is a predicted model, not a curated record. The transcript has a single exon. Lineage: Eukaryota; Oomycota; Peronosporomycetes; Peronosporales; Peronosporaceae. The annotation marks the transcript as partial.
UGCACCACCAUGUGUCUGCUACCGGCUAACAGUACGGUAGCCUGCCCGCCCCUUGACGUCGGAUUCUUGGGGUCGCUAAAAAGAACACUGCGGGCGCACUUCCGCAGCGACACGCGUUGUCUCAUCGCCGCCUCCACGACUAGCUAUUACGACCGUGCCGUUUCAUGCACCUUCUGCUACAACGAUUUUGUCAGCGAGUACGUGCAUGUGCUUGCCGGCUUUACUACGACUACUACAACAGCUAGCAACAAGGGGUUGAGCAAAUAG